Diversispora eburnea is the source of this 1638-nucleotide messenger RNA. Lineage: Eukaryota; Fungi; Glomeromycota; Glomeromycetes; Diversisporales; Diversisporaceae. The record is from the annotation of a GenBank genome assembly.
GAUCUCGAGUUUCUUGUCAAACACGAAGGACAUUGCAAACGCGAAAAAGCACAAGUGUUGCUUGAUAAUUACCGGAAGGCGACUAGGUUGCCUGACGUUUCUGGUCCUGUCAGGACACGGAUGACCUGCAAGGUCGUCUGCCGUUCAAAGGCUGGUAGUCAACUGGAUUACCAUCUGGCUAGGGCGUGGGAGAAGGGACGAUCUGGAAAACAGAUUCAAUGCUACCAACCGACGUUUCUGGAUGGCGGAACUAUAAAUGGGAGCGUAAAUGGAAAUAUAACCUGUGGAAAUUUCACCGGAUCUUCUAACAAACGAGGGGAGGAAGAGGUUGAUGAUUCCAAGGCGAAAAGAUCUUUCAAGAGAAAUCGCCAGGACACUGACGAGAGGCACACUACACCACCAUCACAUUCAAGUGUAACUGAAUCUGUGGAAGUCAUUGAUGAUUCGGAAAGUGACACCGGAUCAAUUGAUAUAGAUCGUAGUGAAGAAGAGAUUAGGAAGCUUACGCAGGAUGAGGUGGACAUUCGUAACAAAUUACUCAAAAUUCUUACUGCACGUCAAAAAAAAGACAAAGAAGCCGGAAAAGAUUUUAUGGCAUCAAUAUACCUCAACAAUAUUAUAGAUUUAUCAGACGACGAAAUAUAUAAACGGGUUAAAAAGUCCUUGAAUAAGGAUCAAAUUUCUUGGCUUGAAGGGGUCCUCCAGAAAAAAUAUUGGAAACCUACUCCGGAAUUUACAGAAUAUAUCAAUCAAUUCACUGAAGAAACCUGUACUAGAGCUAAUAUUCCAACAAUUGUUCGCAAAUCCUGUAUUUCUGGGAGGUUUGAUUCUUCUUAUCACGAAGCGCAUGAUAUCGCUCUGCAUAUACUAACUCAUUUUUCUUUACGUCUAGAAGCACCUAUGAGAGUUGAGUACAAAGGCCUCGAUCUAGAAAGAACUUAUGCCGUAGACACAAUAAUUUACAUUUUAAAUAGGAUAUUUAGGAUGUACCAAGAUGAGUUGGAUGUUGCUUGGAUUGAACAAACUUCUCCAGAUACAAAGAAUCAUAAAUUCGAUGGAUUAUAUAAAGUAAUUAGUACAACAGGCAAAAAUCAAGCUAUUAUUAUUAUCGAAUUUUCACGUGGAAGAAAAACGCCCAUGUCUAAAAAAGAUGGUGAUUUGAUUAAGCUUUGUCGGAACGCUAUGAGAACUUUGAAUGUACAAUUAAGAAAGGUACCCAAGGAGCGUGCACGCAUAUACUUAGUGCAAUCAUUUAUUCGGCCACUGCCAACUAUAUAUAUGCUACAACAAUUUUUGCACGUCAAAAUACCUGCUACCUUUGGUGAUUUCGAACAGUUUUCAAAGGACAUGAUGUGUUUGAUGAAUUGGCAGGCAGAUGUCUUGUCAACAGCUAGAAUAGUAAAUAAAGCAACCACGAAUGUUAUAAAAAAUAAUAUUUAUAUAACUUCGGUAGAUGAUACUCCGCAAAAGAAAGAAAGUAAUAAAAAUCAACCUUUACCUAAUUCCUCAUGUCCUACUUCCCCAUCUCCCGUUUCCACAUCGUCGGGUCGCGAUUUGAUGCGUCAUCUGGAUUCCCCAGUUCAUGAGAAAAUCGAUUUAAAUGAUUUAGAUAAUACGCUAUUUAAAUCAAAAAAUUGA